GGGCAUGAUGACCGCCGUAGAGAUUUUCCGCCUCGGUGCUGAAAUUAUCCGGACGCGCGAUGGACAUCUGGCCUGGGUAAUUAUGGGCUGAUUGGGGAGAUUGCUGGGUAAUUGGAGGUGGAUGUUAACUGUUGGUGUCCCGCUUCUGGUGGAGAGAUGGACGAGGUUGCAUUGCCCGUUGAGUGGCGGGAAGGAGCAACAGCUGUUGAGCCGUUGCGCGAGCCAUCAGGUUUGCAACUUCCUGCAGAUGCGAUCCCACGUGCUUGCCCAUGGAAACUACGUUCGGAAGUCCGUCUUCACCUCAAAUAGUCACAGUCACACGCCGGGUUGGCGCACGACAACAGAGUACCUAGGUGUUGUAUAUAGCAACACAGAGCGUUUAAGGAAGUCCUCUAUAAUCUCUAAGGUAAUUGAGCUUUGAAAAAUAGUGUAACUAAGGUAUCCGUUGACUGUUAUUGCUGGCAGAAGUGACCAUCGCUCACUCUGUUUUAUAGAGUAAGCUACUUCAACAGGCGUGCCAACUCUACUCUAACCAUACUUACAGUCGCUAGUCCUCUUGUUGCAAGCGCUCUCAUUGAUCGCAAUGAUUUACUCCGCCUUGUACUGUUGCAUCCUCGCUCUGUACACCCUCUGGAGUGGCUCGCUUUGCUCAAUCGCACGCUUUGUAGCCAGCUUCCUGCUGUAGUGAAGCUUCUCCAAAGCCCGCCACACUGUCGAUAGAGAGCACUCCACGUCGUAAUCGUUGUAUAA
Molecule: messenger RNA, 750 nt
Organism: Didymella exigua CBS 183.55
Lineage: Eukaryota; Fungi; Ascomycota; Dothideomycetes; Pleosporales; Didymellaceae
Exons: 1
Coding region: 122-421 (99 amino acids)
Source: RefSeq, a predicted model, not a curated record